AUGGGUUUUGGUGGGGGUGGGGGGGCUUUGGUCUCUAUUUUCAUUUUAUCAGAGGAAGGCAGAGCCACCGUCAGCCAGGACACCAGGCUGGACAACCGCGUGAUUGAUCUCAGGAGCAUAUCUCCAGGUUCAUUCCGGGUGACUGAGGAGGAGGAGCAGCAGGUCCAGUCAAAGAAGGCUCCUGAAAAAACAGCAGAAGGAAGCAGAGAAGCUGCAAAGAGGCUGAGAAAACAGGCCAAACUAGCAGCUGAGGAACAAAGCACAAACGAAGAUGACUUUGCUAAGGACCGAUAUGGUGUGUCUGCUAUGGUUCAGUCCCAACAAAAAUCAGACAGGGUGUUGGUGCACAUCUGCGACCUGACUCCUGAGAAAGCGGACCAGAUGAUCUGGCUGCGUGCCAGAGUGCACACAAGCAGAGCCAAAGGGAAGCAGUGUUUCUUGGUCCUGCGUCAACAGCAGUUCAGCGUGCAGGCACUGGUCGCGGUGGGAGACUGUGCCAGCAAACAGAUGGUCAAGUUUGCUGCAAACAUCACCAAGGAAAGCAUCAUCGAUGUGGAGGCGUCUGUGAGGAAAGUGGAGCAGAAGAUUGAGAGCUGCUCACAGCAGGACGUUGAGCUCCAUGUUGAGAGGAUAUUUGUAAUGAGCCCAGCAGAGCCUCGUCUGCCUCUGCAGUUGGAGGAUGCUGUCAGGCCCGAAGGGGAGGGCGAAGAGGAAGGCAGAGCCACCGUCAGCCAGGACACCAGGCUGGACAACCGCGUGAUUGAUCUCAGGACCACCACCAGUCAAGCCAUCUUCCGCCUGCAGUCGGGAGUGUGCCAGCUCUUUAGAGAUACCCUCACCAAAAAGGGCUUUGUGGAGAUCCAGACCCCGAAAAUCAUAUCAGCUGCCAGUGAAGGCGGAGCAAAUGUCUUCACGGUUUCUUACUUUAAAACCAGCGCCUUUCUGGCCCAGUCUCCUCAGCUCUACAAGCAGAUGUGUAUCUGUGCUGAUUUUGACAAGGUCUUCUGUGUGGGUCCAGUUUUCAGGGCAGAGGACUCGAACACCCACCGCCACCUGACAGAGUUUGUGGGUCUGGAUAUUGAGAUGGCCUUCAAUUACCAUUACCAUGAUGUGAUUGACUCCAUCACUGACACCAUGGUACAGAUCUUCAAGGGCCUGAGAGACAAUUUCCAGACUGAGAUCCAGAUGGUGAACAAGCAGUUUCCCAGCGAGCCUUUCAAAUUCCUGGAGCCCACUCUGAGGCUGGAGUACACCGAGGCUGUAGCCAUGCUGCACGAAGCCGGCGUGGAGAUGGGUGACGAGGAUGAUCUCAGUACGCCCAAUGAAAAGCUGCUUGGCCGCCUUGUCAAAGAAAAGUAUGACACAGACUUCUAUGUGCUGGAUAAGUACCCACUGGCUGUCAGACCCUUCUAUACGAUGCCGGAUCCUAACAACCCGAAAUACUCUAACUCUUACGACAUGUUUAUGAGGGGAGAGGAGAUCCUGUCUGGAGCUCAGAGAAUCCAUGAUGCUCAGCUGCUGACUGAAAGAGCCAUCCAUCACCAGAUUGAUCUAGAAAAGAUCAAGGGUUAUAUUGACUCCUUUCGAUAUGGAGCUCCCCCACAUGGUGGUGGAGGCAUUGGCCUGGAGAGAGUCUGCAUGCUGUACCUCGGCCUCCACAAUGUUCGUCAGACCUCCAUGUUCCCACGUGACCCAAAACGCUUGACGCCUUGAGCCGUCCGCUCUGCCGACAGAACCUGACAUCACUGGACUAACCGCUGACCGAACUCACAGACACUGGUGCUGGGAAACAUGAUUCAUCCUCAGUCAAGGGGGAGUAGGUUCUGCUGCCACCCUGUGACUUUAACGUGACUAACAUUGAAGACGACAGAACGAAGCAGGAGGUACUUUAUUGAUUCACGUGCAUUGUCAUCUGAAACCAACAGGCAACAACAGAAGAGUGAGUCAGUGAUUUAAUGAUGUAAAAUCACUGACACGUAACACCUUUAACAGUAAAUAAGUUUGUCUUCUUUUUUAAACAGAGACGUAAUACUAGUUUACACAUGACACUACUUUAAUGCACUCUGAUGAUCUGACUCCUCCUGUCACAGGCCUGUGGACCUGCUUUGAUAAUUGGGUGUUUUUUUUAUGUAAUUAGGGGAUUCAACUCAAUAUUAAAAUAAUAAAACUCACCAAACAUA
Thalassophryne amazonica is the source of this 2180-nucleotide messenger RNA. RefSeq names its product aspartate--tRNA ligase, cytoplasmic-like. The coding region runs from base 1 to 1713 and encodes 570 amino acids. Gene Ontology annotation, biological process: aspartyl-tRNA aminoacylation. The transcript is spliced from 20 exons. The record is from RefSeq and is a predicted model, not a curated record. NCBI's taxonomy places the organism in Eukaryota, Metazoa, Chordata, Actinopteri, Batrachoidiformes, Batrachoididae. Gene Ontology annotation, cellular component: aminoacyl-tRNA synthetase multienzyme complex; cytosol; cytoplasm. Gene Ontology annotation, molecular function: aspartate-tRNA ligase activity; RNA binding; ATP binding.